AUGUCGCCCUUUAUAUCGCUUGACGAACUACCUCAGGGCUCCUCUGUUACAUUUUACGACUCCUCAUUCUUCAAGCGGGGUUCCGAAACAAUUACACUCCCGACUCCUUCUGAAGUAUUAGCUCGGCCUAAUUUUAUUCAGCACCCACGAGCUGAGAACAUGAAACUGCGCAUACCAGCCGUGUUUCAGGAACUUGGGCUUGCCGUCAAACAUAGUGAUAGCACCAAUACGAUCAUUUCAGAAGGACAGUGCCUUUGGGCCGUUCGUCGUUUUUUACCUAAAGUCCCUGUUCCAGAGGUUUAUGGCUGGACACAGGAAAAUGGCAUUGCAUUCCUUUACAUGGAGUAUAUCGACGGGGCCACCUUAAAGGACCGUUGGGACAGUUUGACUGUCACAGAGAAGGAGGGUGUCUGUCAAGAGCUCAAAACAAAUAUCACAGAAAUAUCUCGUCUACGCCAAGCACCUGACGACGAGUUCAUUGGUAACAUUAGCCGAAGGCCACUGAGCGAUAUGGUAUUCACUGGUACAAAUUUCCCACCUGUUGGUCCUUUCUCUUCGGCAACUGAACUUCACGAUUGCAUGUCCAACAUGUUCAAGUGGCCAGCCAAGGUGAGACAACCAGAUAUUGAUCUUGCCGAUGUCUUGGAUCCAUAUCGAGAUAUGUUACCGGAUGAUUGCGCUAUACAUUUUACCCACGCCGAUCUUAACCCUGUCAAUAUCAUGGUGUCUAAAGAUUCGCCUUGCCGUGUCAUAGCCAUUAUUGACUGGGAACAGUCCGGUUGGUACCCAGCCUACUGGGAUUUUUUUAAGGUUGAGAUGACCACAAAACCCGGUUCAGAAUGGCAGACUGAAUAUUUGCCCAAGCUGUUGAAGGAGCCAGAUCCGGAUUGUUGCGAAGCAUUUUACUCUUAUGUUAACUCAUACGCACCUUGA
Fusarium graminearum PH-1 is the source of this 933-nucleotide messenger RNA. RefSeq lists its product as uncharacterized. The record is from RefSeq and is a predicted model, not a curated record. Lineage: Eukaryota; Fungi; Ascomycota; Sordariomycetes; Hypocreales; Nectriaceae. The transcript has 2 exons. The coding region runs from base 1 to 933 and encodes 310 amino acids.